This is a messenger RNA of Cephus cinctus (wheat stem sawfly), 752 nucleotides long. RefSeq lists its product as uncharacterized. Bases 259 to 696 code for a protein of 145 amino acids. NCBI's taxonomy places the organism in Eukaryota, Metazoa, Arthropoda, Insecta, Hymenoptera, Cephidae. The transcript is spliced from 6 exons. The record is from RefSeq and is a predicted model, not a curated record.
GAUUAAUAAGGCGAGAAUAAAUGUUGAGGCGCAGCUCUUCCUGCGCAUAAACGUGGUGGCUGGCUUCUCAAGACAUCACUCGCGUGAGAUCGGCAGCAGCGAAAGUGUUAAUACGCAAUAUAUGUAGAGAGAAAUACCUAUGAGGCAAGAAUCAAAUUAUAUUGGAUACUUGUCAUUUGAUCUGCUUUAAACGGACCGUCAGUCUUCGAUCAAGUUUUUAACACGAACAAGAUAUACAUAUAUACAAGAUCAUCAAUUAUGAAAAUGCCAAGCCUUAGGAAUCUAAUACGUGCACCCAUAAAGUGUAUUUUCUGCGGUCAUCUUGUGCUUCUUUAUUGGAUUUUACAAAUACCAUACAUUACACAAUUUACACUUGUGUAUAAUUUAUUGUUCUUUGUGACACUAUUUUGGGCAACUGAAAAUACAGAAUCGGAUGAGCCUCUACAGUUUGCAAUCUGGAUAAAUGUUAUAUCUAUAAUAUUUGAGGGGUCUGUACUCAUAAGUUAUCCCGAUGGAGUCUUGUCGAGUUAUGGUUACUAUUAUGGGGUGACAUUAAUAAUGAGUCUUCUUAUGCGAAUAUUUACAAGCAUAAGCUUGUACAUGAUCGGACGAGCACGGAAUGAAGCUGUGGCUGGAAUGUUUUCAAGCAGUCCAAUGACGGUGACCAAGAUGGAGGAAGCAAAUGGUGCACAUUAACCCAUUCUGUAAAUCUGUGACUACUGGAAUUUAAUGAGAGCGAAAGGUUCAUCAGA